Molecule: messenger RNA, 1751 nt
Organism: Saimiri boliviensis boliviensis (Bolivian squirrel monkey)
Lineage: Eukaryota; Metazoa; Chordata; Mammalia; Primates; Cebidae
Gene: E2F2
Product: E2F transcription factor 2
Biological process (GO): regulation of transcription by RNA polymerase II
Cellular component (GO): RNA polymerase II transcription regulator complex
Molecular function (GO): RNA polymerase II cis-regulatory region sequence-specific DNA binding; protein dimerization activity; DNA-binding transcription factor activity, RNA polymerase II-specific
Source: RefSeq, a predicted model, not a curated record
CAGGAACUAGAGAGCAAGCCGCGAGGAAGUCGGUGGAGUCAAGAUCCCCAUCCCCGUCCCAGCGCAUCGCGUCUCCGCCGAGCUCGCGGGCACGCCCGGACCCCUCCCCAGAACCGGCCGGACCCCAGGUGCCGUGGCCUUGGGGGGCGCGGGGCGUCCCGGGUCGCGGUGCCCGCCCCUGGCAGUGCCACCACCGCAGCCGCCGGGCAGUCUCCAAGCGGCGAUCUCCAAGCGUUGCUCGGCUCGGCCGCGGGCCAGGAGGGGAGGGUCUGGCCUUGCUCCGCAGGCGUCCAUUGGCGGCUUCCCCCGGCCUCCGCGCCAUGCCGCGGGCUGUGUGAGCGGCGGCAGCACCGGAUCCCGCAGGUGUCCGAGGGCGCGCCAGGCCCAUUUGGGUAGGGGGCGCCUUACUCGCUAUGCUGCGAGGGCCCCGGAUCUUGGCUUCGGCCACUGGGCAGCACCCGAAGGUGGUGCCCGCGAUGAGCCCCACCGAGCUGUGGCCGCCCGGCCUCAGCAGCCCCCAGCUCUGCCCAGCUACUACCACCUACUACACGCCGCUGUACCCGCAGACGGCGCCUCCCGCUGCGGCGCCCGGCACCUGCCUCGACGCCACUCCCCAUGGAUCCGAGGGCCAAGUUGUGCGAUGCCUGCCGGCAGGCCGGCUGCCGGCCAAAAGGAAGCUGGAUCUGGAGGGGAUUGGGAGGCCCGCUGUGCUUGAGGUCCCAACCUCCAAGGGGAAGUUCAUCAGAGUGGAUGGCCUCCCCAGCCCCAAAACCCCCAAAUCUCCCGGGGAGAAGACUCGAUAUGACACCUCGCUGGGGCUGCUCACCAAGAAGUUCAUUUACCUUCUGAGCGAGUCGGAGGAUGGGGUCCUGGACCUGAACUGGGCCGCUGAGGUGCUGGACGUGCAGAAGCGGCGCAUCUAUGACAUCACCAACGUGCUAGAGGGCAUCCAGCUCAUCCGCAAGAAGGCCAAGAACAACAUCCAGUGGGUAGGCAGGGGAAUGUUUGAAGACCCCACCCGGCCUGGGAAGCAGCAACAGCUGGGGCAGGAGCUGAAGGAGCUGAUGAACAGGGAGCAGGUCCUGGACCAGCUCAUCCAGAGCUGCUCUCUGAGCUUUAAGCACCUGACUGAGGACAAGGCCAACAAGAGGCUGGCCUAUGUGACUUACCAGGAUAUCCGUGCUGUCAGCAACUUUAAGGAGCAGACAGUGAUUGCCGUCAAGGCCCCUCCGCAGACGAGACUGGAAGUGCCCGACAGGAAUGAGGACAAUCUGCAGAUAUAUCUCAAGAGCACCCAAGGGCCCAUCGAAGUCUACCUGUGUCCAGAGGAGGUGCAGGAGCCAGACAGUCCUUCUGAGGAGCCCCUGCCUUCUACCUCUACCCUCAGCCCCAGCCCUGACUCUGCCCAGCCCAGCAGCAGCACCGACCCUAGCAUCAUGGAGCCCACAGCAUCCUCAGUGCCAGCGCCAGCGCCGAUCCCCCAGCAGGCCCCACCGCCUCCAUCCCUGGUGCCCUUGGAGGCUACUGACAGCAUGCUGGAGCUGCCGCACCCACUCCUGCAGCAGACCGAGGACCAAUUCCUGUCCCCAACCCUGGCAUGCAGCUCCCCUCUGAUCAGCUUCUCACCGUCCUUGGACCAGGAUGACUACCUGUGGGGCCUGGAGGCGGGUGAGGGCAUCAGUGACCUCUUCGACUCCUACGACCUCGGGGACCUGUUGAUUAACUGAGUGGCCCUGCCUGCCUCCAGCAGC